AUGAGUAUCGACUAUUCCUAUUUAAAUCCUCCUUUGGGAGCUCAUUCAGUUUAACAUACAGGUAUUUAGAAACUACUAUUCAAUUCGUAGAUUAUUAUAUUAAACAUCAUGAAAGAGAAAAAGGAGCUCGUAAAAUUUAUGAUUGUGUUCCUUACGAUUCUUUUGAAUAAGAAAAGAUCAAAGAACUUAAAUAAGAAAUCUAAAAAUUAAAUAUAUAGCUUCCAUCAGAGUAACUAUUUUGUUUUAUAAAUCAGUUGGAAAGAAAGUGAUUAUUUAAAAAUUGGUUAUUCAGGUCGUUUUAAAAUGAAAGAAGUUAUCAAAGUAAAUAAUUUCAUCAUAAUUCCAUUAGAAAUUGUAGUUGCAUCUGGCUUGGAGAGCAAAUCCAAUAUAUCAUUAAAUAAAUCCAGCAACUGAAAAAUUUCUUAAGAAUGGCAUAUGUUAUAUAUUUGGAAGAGAUAAGCAAUAUCGUCCUAUAGUUAUCUUGAAUGCUCAUCUAAUUGAUUUAAAGAAAGUAAGACUUUAAAUAUAUUUUAUAUAGUAUGAUAAAGAAACGAUAAUUUAGGCAUUGUCAUUCCAAAUGGGAAUAAUAAAAAAAUAUAUGUUCAUACCUGGUAAAGUUGAGAAUUGGAUAUUCUUAUUGGAAAGUAAUGGUUUAGGAGUUUUUGGUUUACCAACAAAAGCAUUAUAAGUAGUUAUUGAUACAAUGAGUACAAAUUUUGGUGGUUGUUUGGAGAAGAUGUUCAUUUUAAAUCCAUCAACAGGUUUAAAUUUUUUAUGGAAAACUAUAUCUGGAUUUUUAGAUCCUGAAACUGCAGAAAAGAUUAAUUUUUUAUAGAAGAAAGAUUUUAUGAAAUUACAGUAAAUUAUUGAUCCAAAUCAAUUGGAAUAGAAAUAUGGAGGUACAUAAUCUAAUUAAACUACAUUUUGGUAAUUAUAUUUUAUUUAUAAUAGGCCUCCAUAUAAUUUAGAUUUAAUUGAUGGAUAUACUGUUCCUAAAUAAAAAUAAUAAAUAUAAUAAUUUAUUAAUGAUAGAAAUGAUGAUAAAUAGAUAUAACAAAAUGAAGAUCCUUAUGAUAAUGUAGAAAAUAAUGUUAAUGAUUUUUUCGAAACUUAAAAAUAAUUGUAUAAUUUAGAACCAAAAAAAUCAGCUGAAUUUGGAUAUGCAUCUUAAAUUGAUUAAAAGGAUUAAGAAUAACAUUAAAAAUAGGAAUUGAAUGAUCAAGAAUAAUAAAAAGUAAAUGAUUAAAUUCAUCAAUCAUCUCCUCUAAAAUAAAACUAAUAAUAGUAAGAGAUUGACUAAAAUAAUAAUAAUGAAUUAAAUUUCUAAUAGACUGAUCAUUAACAUGAAGAAAGAAAAGAAUAAGAAUAAGUUCAUAAAGAUGCUAUUAUUUCUAAAUAAGAACCCGAAUAAGAAGUAUUAAAAUCAUCAGAAUAAUAAUAAUAAUAAUAAUAAUAAUAAUAAUAAUAGUAAUAAUAAUAAUAAUAGUAAUAAUAAUAAUAAUAAGAAUAAGAUCAUUAAGAAUAAACUUAAAAAGUUGAAAUUGAUGUGAAUAAUAAAAAUUAGCAUGAAGAAGAGAAUAAUGUUAUAAGUAAUGCAUCUGCUACUAAAAUAAUUUAACCAGAAGAAGUGCAAGGAUAAAAUAUUGAGAUGACAUAAGUUGAUCCCGUUGCCAAUCAUGCUUGUUGUAAGGGUUGUGAGAUAUUUUGA
Paramecium pentaurelia is the source of this 1708-nucleotide messenger RNA. NCBI's taxonomy places the organism in Eukaryota, Ciliophora, Oligohymenophorea, Peniculida, Parameciidae. The record is from the annotation of a GenBank genome assembly.